Molecule: messenger RNA, 2094 nt
Organism: Scheffersomyces coipomensis
Lineage: Eukaryota; Fungi; Ascomycota; Pichiomycetes; Serinales; Debaryomycetaceae
Gene: RRN3
Product: rDNA-binding RNA polymerase I transcriptional factor
Exons: 2
Coding region: 1-2094 (697 amino acids)
Biological process (GO): transcription initiation at RNA polymerase I promoter
Cellular component (GO): nucleus
Molecular function (GO): RNA polymerase I general transcription initiation factor activity; RNA polymerase I core binding
Source: RefSeq, a predicted model, not a curated record
AUGUCCUUACAAGAACCCCCUUUGGAUAGAAAACGAUCUAUCCCUUCAUCUAGUUCCCAACUGGAAAGAAUACCGACCAAAAGAAUGAAAAGUGAAUCAUCCAUCACAGAUGAUCAAUCUACCAACAAAGAUGCCUUUUCAGAAAAGAUGUAUCAAACCUUUGUUAAAUCAGCUUUCGAUGCCCUUGAUAAAAUAAAUACAUUGACAGAAAGAAUCAAUAUACCAAUAUCCCAUAGAGAAGCUCUUCCUCUUAAACAUUUUAAUAUAGUUCUUCAUAAUUCCAUAUCUAGUAUAUCAAAAUUAGAUAAUAAAUCAUCUCAACAUUUGAUUUCUGCCAUUUUAAACUAUAAAUGGUUGGAAAUAAAUCAAAUCGAUGAUCCAUUUGCAUAUUCAACAUUCACUGAAUUAUAUUCUCAUUUCUUAAGUGUUUUGGUAUCUUCAUUACCAAAAUAUUUACAUGAUGUUAUUAAUAAAUUAAUAAAUGAAUUUAAUAAUUUCGAUCCCUUUAAAAAUGAAAAACAAUCAAUCAUUAUAAAUCAUCAUCAAAUCUUAGCUAAAAUCAUAAGAUAUAUACCCACCUGCAUUAAUAGUUUUCCAUCUGGUUUACAAAAACAUUUCCCUCAUCAUUUAUCUUCAUCAACCAAAGAAUUAACCAAUUAUAUUAAUAACUUAAUGGCAUUAAUCGAUUAUUGUCCUGAACUUCAAUAUAGUGCAUGGAGACUCAUAAUUGAAUGUUGUAUUAAACUUGAUGUUGAAUUACAAAAUGAAUUAGAUGAUUUGGAUGAUGAUGAAAUUGAAGAAUUACUUAAUGAAGAUAUCGAAGAAGAUAUUGAAGAAGGUGAUAGUGUUGCGGAUGUGACAAUUAAUCAAGUUAACAAUGAAGAAGAUGAAGAUAAUGAACAAGAUAUGGAAUACAUUGUAGAUCCAAUGAAUUCAACUACUAAUAUUAAACUUUUACUGUCAAAAUUAGAUUCAAUUAUAAAUAUUUUAUUAACAAAAACAUCUAAUUCUUUCACGGUUGAAAAAUUGGAUAAUGGAAGUGGUAUAACUUUAUUUAACAGCAUCACAUCAUUAUUUAGAUCCCAUAUCUUACCAACUCAUUUCACCAAACUGACACAAUUUAUCUUAUUCCAUAUUACUCAAUAUCAACCAGAAUUGGCUGAUUCAUAUUUAGUCAUGUUGAUUGACGUAGCAUUCAAUCCUAAUGAAGUGUUGGAAAAAAGAUUAAAAUCAAUGCAAUAUAUCUCAUCUUAUAUUGCCAGAGCUAAAAAUUUAUCAAGACAUCAAGUUGUUUUCAUAGUAAGUUAUUUAAUUGGAUGGCUUAAUAAAUAUAUCAUUGAACGUGAGAAUGAAAUUGCUGAUUCUCAAGAUCGUAUGAAUUUAUCAUCAUUAAUGGAAUUUAAUACAUCAAGACAAGUUGGUGGGAUGGAACGAUUUAAAUUAUUUUAUGCUGCUUUCCAAGCUUUGAUUUAUAUAUUUUGUUUCAGACAUAAAUUAUUAUACAAGAGUUUUGAAACCAAUGAAUCAUCAACUUCAACUUCAACCACCACCAAUGCCAUUCCAACUUCCAAUACUGGUGAUUCAGAAUGGGAAUGUGAUUUAGAUAAAUUCUUUCAACGAGUUAUCUUAUCAAAAUUUAAUCCUUUGAAAUUUUGUGAUGAAACUGUUGCUUAUAUCUUCGCCAAAAUCGCUACCAAAUUGAAUGUAUGUUAUUGUUAUUCAAUUAUUGAACAUAAUAAAAGAGAAAGAAUGUUACAAGCGGUAAGUAGCUCAAACAAUGAAUCGAAAACUCAAAGUAUGUUACCAUCAGCUGUUGGAAAUUUCAGACAAAAACAAGAAUUUUUGGAUUUGGAAGCUUAUUUCCCAUUCGAUCCUUUGGUCUUACCUUUAUCAAAAGCGAUUGUGAGUAAAUGGUAUGUGGAUUGGUCUGCUGUUAAUCCAAGUAAUGGAGAAGAUGAUGAUGAAGAUAGUGGUAGUGCUAGCAGUCAUCAUGAAGAUGAAGGUCUUGAAGAUGAUAGCGAAGAAGAUGAUGACGAUGAGGAUGAUGACGAAGAUGUUUCCUCAAGUUCAGACAGCGAAGAUGAAGAAGCGUAA